Oppia nitens is the source of this 899-nucleotide messenger RNA. RefSeq names its product globin-like. Lineage: Eukaryota; Metazoa; Arthropoda; Arachnida; Sarcoptiformes; Oppiidae. The record is from RefSeq and is a predicted model, not a curated record. Gene Ontology annotation, biological process: oxygen transport. The transcript is spliced from 2 exons. Bases 158 to 691 code for a protein of 177 amino acids. Gene Ontology annotation, cellular component: extracellular region; hemoglobin complex. Gene Ontology annotation, molecular function: oxygen binding; heme binding.
UACAACACAAAUUUUUUUAAUUAAUUASAAUCACAAAAAAAUUAAUAUUAAUUUGAAUAAGUUUUAUUUUUAUAAUUUUUUUGAAAGUUAUAGUUACUUAAAUAAWUAUUGUUUUAAUUUUUUAAAUAUAUUAUUUUUAAUUUAAUUAAAAAAAAAUAUGCCACAAAAACAAGUUAACUAUGUUGUUAAUCCACCUAGUCUAACUGACCUGGAUAAAACAAAUGUACGCCAAACAUGGGCACURAUUAAACAGGAUAUACAUGGAAAUGCAUUUGACUUUUUUAUUAGAUUUUUUGAGGACAACCCCGAAUACCAGAAACAUUUCAAACAGUUUAAGGACGUCCCCMGUGUCGAACUAAAGGGCAACAAAAAACUACUGGCCCACGCAACGGGKGUAUUGUAUGCCAUAUCGAUGUUGGUCGACAAUCUUGAUGACCCCGAACUACUGGUUGAAAUGCUUAGYAAACUGGCCCGUAAUCAUCGGCGCCGGGCUAUCGACUAUCAACAGUUUGUUGCGGUCCGGCGGACACUGUUGGCACUGAUGUCGGAUAAAUUUGGUCCSGAAGUCAUAACCGAUCAGGUAGUCGAUGGCUGGACUAAAGCCUAYGAUGUUAUACUAUCGGUUAUCGGACCAUUGCUUGAUGAUGAUGUCGAUGAUGAUAAUGCUGAUGAUGAUGCUACUAAUAAAUAGGACAGUUAGAUAUUGUCUAUGUGUGUAUGGGAUGGGAGGUUAGGAGGGGUUGUCAUAUAUGUUAACAAUAAAAUAGUAGCAAAUAAUUGGCUAACAAAAAUAAAUUUGAUUUUUGAAGUAAUAUUAAUUAUAUAAUAAUAAAUAUAAUAAUAAAUAAAAUUAUAAUUUGAUUUUAUUAUUAAUUAAUUGUAAUAUCCAUUAAAAAACU